GCUGAUUUCACAGUUGCAGUGAAGCCGUGUGCAGGCAAAUAAAAAGUGGUUUCCAAGUAAAGAAGGGCUCCUUUAGAGACAAAUUGCAGAUGGCUGAUUUCUAGCCAAUGAAUAAUUGUGGUCUCUAGUAAGUGUUCCGAUGGCGGGGAAAAACUAUAUCCGUGAUCGCAGCUUCUUGUCAGUAUGGAAACAUUCUUUAAGUUUUUGGAUGCUUCUGUUCCCAUUGUUGUCACUGGGAAGCGUGCAAGCUGGCAAGAUUUCAAUGAGAGUCGUCUCCGGACCAUUCGAUAUAUCGGAGGAGCCGCACUACGACUGCCAAAACAAAAUCCUCAUCUUCGUCGACAAACUCGUCGGGAAGAUUUGUAUAUACGAUCUUCAAACCGGGUACACUACCUGUUCUUGCAGCGUAGGAGAGGAGCUCGCUGGUGUGAUCCCGAUCCAGGACUCGCGCAACGAGUUUUUGGCCGGACUCGGACCGAAGUUGGUGAAAAUCACGUGGAACGGGCGCCCGGAAUGUAAACCCCAGGUCGUGACCCUGGGUCGCUUCGACUACGACGCCUUCGCCACCUUCAGCGACGGAAAGGCAGACUGCACCGGACGGACUUUCAUGGAUACCAAAGGAAAGAUGUUGCGUGACGGAACUACGGUGCCUAACCAAGCCAGUCUGUUCAAAUACGACAGAGAUUAUUGUAAUUUGAAGAUUGAACAGGGUAAAGAUGCGACAUUCUACAACGGGCUGGCGUGGAAUGCCAAGUACACAAGGAUGUACGUCUGCGAAUAUUCGCUGGAGCAAAUUUUUGGUUUUGACUACGACAUCGAUACCGGAAAGAUAAGUAACAAGAAGGUAGUGUUCGACUUCAAUGCCGACGGAGUACCAGGAAAGCCCGAUGGCAUGGCGAUAGACUGCAAUGACAAUCUAUGGAUAGCUUGCUUCGGUGGAUAUCAAGUGAUUGAAGUGGAUCCUGCAAAAGGUGUGGUACUCAGAACGAUAAAACUCCCGGUACGAGACGUUAGCUCAUGCGCCUGGGGCGGCCCGGACCUAAGCACCCUCUACGUUACAACAUCGCGAAUCUACCUCACCGAGACGGAAAGGAGACAACAGCCCCUGGCUGGGUGUGUCUUCGAAAUUUGUGGACUGGGGCCGCGUGGGAUCCCUGCGAACAACGCUGUCGUGUGCAGGGAUGGCUGUUGUUGCGGGUUCAUCGGGGGCUGUAAUCAGAAUACAUGCCCCUGUUGCGGAGGAGGUUGCCUGACGUCCGGCGGAAAUUGCGUUGAUCGCGGUUGUGGGGGUGGAGUGUGCGGGUGCAGUUUGGGGAACUGUUGCACUUUGCGAGGUCAAGAGAAACCUGACGAAGAUCGCAGAAAGCCUGAGCGAGGAGAUUCGAAAAGGGAUGAACCGAAAUAUCGGGAGAAAGAAAAGGACACCCGAGAGGACUCCGAGGAGAAACGAAAAGAUCGGAAGGAGUCCGAAGAAGUUUAUAAGGUUCGAAAGCAGUUGUCCAAGGAUCAGGGUAGAUCUUCCGAGGAUCGGAGCAGAGAAUUUCGGAAACAGAACAGAUCACCUAAGGCUCGAGGUCGAUCUAUGGAGGCUUCAAGAUCUUCUGAGAGUCAAAGAGGACGAUCUAAGGAUAGGAGCAGAUCGUCCGACGAUCGGAGUAGAUCGUCCGAGGAUCGAAGCAGAUCGCCUGAGGAUCGAAGCAGAUCGUCCAAGGAUCGAAGCAGAUCGCCUGAGGAUCGGAGCAGAUCGUCCGAAGAUCGAAGCAGAGAAUUUCGGAAACAAAACAGAUCACCUGAGGCUCGAGGUCGAUCUAUGGAGGCUUCAAGAUCUUCUGAAAUUCGAAGAGGACGAUCUAAGGAUAGGAGCAGAUCGUCCGACGAUCGGAGUAGAUCGUCCGACGAUCGGAGUAGAUCGUCCGAGGAUCGAAGCAGAUCGUCCGAGGAUCGAAGCAGAUCGCCUAAGGAUCGGAGCAGAUUGUCUGAGGAUCGAAGCACAGAAUUUCGGAAACAGAGCAGAUCAUCAAAAGAUCGACGUCGAUCUUCGAGGGAUAAAGGAUCCUUUGAAAAUCGAAAAGGACGAUCUAAGGAUCGAAGUAAAUCGUCCGACGAUCGGAGUAGAUCGUCCGAGGAGCGAAGCAGAUCGUCUGAGGAUCGAAGCAGAUCGCCUGAAGAUCGGAGCAGAUCGUCUGAGGAUCGAAGCGCAGAAUUUCGGAAACAGAGCAGAUCAUCAAAGGAUCGACGUCGAUCUUCGAGGGAUGAGGGAUCUUCUGAAAGUCGAAGAGGACGAUCUAAGGAUCGAAGCAGAUCGUCUGAAGAUCGGAGUAGAUCAUCUAAGGAUCGGAGGGAACCACCCAGGGGAAGAGAUGAAUCAGAUAAAGUCCCUAGAGAUAGGAAGGAGUCACCGAACAGAAGGAGCAAGUCCGAAGAGGCGGAUAAGAGAAAUAGAAGAAUGAAGUCAUCAGAGGAGGAGGAUACCAAGGAAGUCGAAGUGUCAUCAGAAGAGACAGAGAGAGGAACUUCUAAGGAUAAUGCAAAAAGUCGAGGGUAUUCUUCUGAGCAAGACAAAGGCCGGAACAAAUCCAGGAGUCAGAGGAAACCAAAAAAUUCAUCAGAAGAAGGGGUUAAGGAUGGAAAGGAAUCAAAAAGCCGCAAAGAUCAAAAGUUUUCUUCAGAGGCCAGACGUUCAUCAGAAGAUGAGGUUAAGGAAAGAAGUCAAUCAAAAAGCCGCAAAGAUCAAAAGAAUUCUUCAGAGGAGAAGAAAAAUACCUCAGAAAAAUCAGCAAGAGAACAAAGUAAAAAUGGCAAAAAAUCGUCAGAUCAGACAUCCGAACCGGAUAAAAAGCCAUCAGAAAAUGAGAACAAUGAUGAAAAAAAGGAAACUCCAAAGAGAGAGAGCCAAGACGAGAAAAAAUCAUCACCGGAGGCAACUGAAGAUAGAAAAGAAUCACCAGAAGAGAGAAUCUCGGAGCAAGAUAAGGGAUCGCAAGGAAAAACCGAAGACGACAAAAAAUCGUCAGAUAAACAGGAAGAAGAUAAAGAAUCAUCAAUGAAAGAAACCAUAGACCAGGAGCAAUCUCCAGAGGAGGAAACCAAAGAUGAGGAAGAUCCUUCGGAAACAGAAUUUGAGGAAGAGAAUGAUCAAUGGAGAUCCUCAUCCGAGGAAAAAGGCACCAACAGUCAUUCCCAGACUUAAAUAGUAUUAAACAAUAUAAUAAUUAAACUAAUGUACGCGAAAUGGAGCAACAAAGACAAAAUAAUCAAUUGAAUGAUUUAUUUCGUCAAAAUUUCGUUCAGGCCUAAGAUGAAGAUAAACUCGACUACAUUUUGCAAUUUGAAACUAUAAAUUCUAGCCCGGUUUAAAAACAACGUAUGUGCCAUAAGUUUCCUUAUGCACAUAUCGACGGUGAAAGUCGGCAAUC
This is a messenger RNA of Bemisia tabaci, 3416 nucleotides long. RefSeq lists its product as uncharacterized. Gene Ontology annotation, molecular function: calcium ion binding; gluconolactonase activity. The record is from RefSeq and is a predicted model, not a curated record. Lineage: Eukaryota; Metazoa; Arthropoda; Insecta; Hemiptera; Aleyrodidae. Gene Ontology annotation, biological process: L-ascorbic acid biosynthetic process.